Molecule: messenger RNA, 3546 nt
Organism: Guyanagaster necrorhizus
Lineage: Eukaryota; Fungi; Basidiomycota; Agaricomycetes; Agaricales; Physalacriaceae
Product: dynein heavy chain
Exons: 13
Coding region: 1-3546 (1181 amino acids)
Biological process (GO): microtubule-based movement
Cellular component (GO): axonemal dynein complex
Molecular function (GO): dynein intermediate chain binding; dynein light intermediate chain binding
Source: RefSeq, a predicted model, not a curated record
AUGGAGCCGCCAUUGACACCGCCGACGAAUGGACAUACAAAUGACCCGCCGCCACCACCACCCGUCGAGCCGGCCGUUUCGUUCGACCCGGAAGUGUUCCGCAGCUAUCUUCUGGCCUUGCUGCCACCGUUAAUUGGUGCGGCACCGGCGGAGCUCGAUUCUCUGUUCGACGACGAGUUCAAUGACCGCGUAACACGAUUCAGCUCGGAAGGUGGUGGGGUCAUAUACGUCGUGAAAGCAAAAGAUGAAGUCGAAGAGGAGGCCGUGCAGACAUACAGUUACCAGCUCACCACGCAAUUAACGUAUCAUCCAUCACAUCUGACGACACUGGCGUUGAUUAAACGCGGGCCGACUCUCGAUCCCAUGGUUCCAUUGGCGACGCAGCUUCACUUUUUGAACCUGUUUGGCGGCGACGAGACGCCGUACGAGAGUCUGCACGCAGUGGUGAGCUGUGGUGUCAAGCCAUGGUUCGAUGCGUUCGUCGGCUCUCGUGGCGGAGGAAAGAACGGUGGCGAGGGCAAGAUGGGUAUACCCAUGACCAAGAAGAAAUUUGCCGAACUCGAACUCUCCCUUCUUCACCUCCAACAAAAUGUAGAAAUACCAGAAACGAAUCUGACAAUACAUCCUGUGAUACAACGUGCCGUCGAGCAGGCACAGGUAGCCGGGAUGCGACCCAAUAUCUCCCACAUACCCGCCAAGAUUCUUAACGAUAGUGGAUUCCUCAACACGUUACACGGACACGUCAAUUCGUGGAUCAAAGCAAUACAAGCCGUUACCAAGCUAUCGAGGGACGUCAACUCGGGGACGGCAUCGCAGGAAAUCAAUUUUUGGCUUAGUCUCGAGCGGGCGUUGGAGGGCAUCGAAGCACAGCUACGGAGCGAGGAAGUGAAUAUGGUUAUGGAAUGUCUACGGAAUGCUAAACGGUUUCGCGCUACUGUGAGUUUUGUUGCUGAUACAGGAUUGAAGGACGCCACGGAUCUAGUACACAAGUAUAACCAGCUAAUGAAAGAUUUCCCUCUGAACGAACUCCUCUCCGCCACUGACCUCGACAAAGUGCAAGAAUCCCUCGUCCUUAUUUUUGGGCACAUUAAUCGCAAACUCCGACUGUCCCCCUAUCCUAUCCGACGGGCCCUCCCCCUCGUCGAGGCCAUCUCCCGAGACUUCAAUGACCAACUGCUACGCAUUCUCACCUCCCACCGUCUACCAUAUACCCCUUACGAAACCUUCGACCGCCUGCUUGCACAGACGAUGAACAUCUUCCGGACCUGGGAUGAUUUGAUGAAAGAGUUCACGAACGUCGCCCGCGAGGUGACGAAGAAACGCUCUGAACGGUUUAUACCGAUCAAGGUGAUACCUGCACAUGCGAAACUUCAGGAGAGAACGCGGUACUUGAGAGACUGGAGAAAGCAACACGAACAGCUGGCGGUCAUGACGGGACCAACGAAGGGUCUUGGUAUGGGCAUGGAGAUAGGAGGAGGGAUGGACAUGGAGGAGGAAGUCAAGGAGGCGUACGAGGUUGUUAAGCGGAUCGACGUGCUGGAUGUCUCCGUUGAGGGCACGGAGAUCUGGGUGGCUGCUGAGAACGCGUAUAAUGAGCGCGUGUCAAGGGUGGAGAACCAGAUAAUUGCGCGGUUAAGAGAUCGACUGGGUACGGCGAGGAAUGCGAAUGAGAUGUUCCGGGUGUUCUCAAAGUUUAAUGCGCUGUUCGUGCGGCCGAAGAUCCGAGGUGCCAUUCAGGAGUACCAGACCCAGUUGAUAGAUUCAGUGAAAGAAGACAUCAAGCAUCUGCACGAUAAGUUCAAAACCCAGUACCGCUAUUCCGAAGCCUACCACAUGUCCCAAAUGCGUGACCUCCCGCCUAUCGCUGGUGCGAUCAUAUGGGCGCGCCAAAUCGAACGGCAACUCCUCACAUACAUGAAACGGGUAGAAGACGUACUCGGUAAGGGCUGGGAGCUCUACGCCGAAGGACAAAAGCUCCAGUCUGAGAGCAGCGCGUUUCGCAAGAAACUGGACACCCGACCUGUGUUUGAUGCGUGGCUGCAGGAUAUCAACCGGCGGAAUCUGGGUGUCGAUGGACGGCUAUUUGAGAUUGUGCGACUGCGCGGGACGGGUGGUGGUGGCGGUGGUGGGGCGUUCGCGUACCAACUGGCGGUGAACUUUGAUCCUCAGAUCAUUACGCUCUUCAAGGAGGUGCGGAACUUGCUGUGGUUGGGUUUCCAAAUCCCACAUUCGACCACGAAUAUGGCGAAGGAUGCGAAGAGGGUGUAUCCGCGUGCCGUGAGCUUGAUGGAGACUGUAAGGACGUACGGUCAGACGCUUGAUUUGGUGGAGAGGAAUGGGGGGAUUGAGUGGUUGGUUGCGGAGUACCGGAAUGAGGCGCAGCGAAUGAUCAAUAAGGGGAUGAAUAUUCGGUGGGACUACUUUGUGACUCAGUACGACACGGGACGGUAUGUCACUGGCAGCGAUGGUCGUGACAACCGACAGAUGCAGUUCGUUCGAGAGUUCGCCAGUGUUAUUUCGGUGCUGCAGGACAAGACGAAUAAUGUCAUUGACCUAUACAAAGAUAUCCUGCGCUCCAUCGAAGACUUGGGUACGUGCUCGUAUACCAACGAGGCGUUUUCUGAGCUUCUGAGCCGGAUACAGGCUGCUAUUGACCGACUGAACUUGGAAGGCUAUGCAAACCUGGACCACUGGGUUGCUGAGGUCGACAAGUCAAUCGAGAAGAUCCUUCUACAGCGGUUGACGCAAGUUAUACAUGUCUGGUGUCAAGAAUUUGACCGGACGGAUGAUGGAGAUACGCGGAGGGAAGCUUUGCCCCUGCGGGAUAUUACGAACAAACGCCGGGGUGAUAAGCGUAUAAAGGAGGAGAAGUUUUUGGAGGCCAACAUGACUCUGAAGCCUCUGGUGCAUGAAAUACGUAUACAGAAUCAGGUCAUCUUCUUGGACCCGCCGAUAGAGCACGCCCGCGCUUCGUGGAUCCACCAGUUGCAUCAAUGGCUAGGUGUCGUCUGUCGACUACGGCGAAUACAAAGCUCACGAUAUGAGAUUGGUCUGCAAAUGCAAGGAGGCACCGUGUCCGAAACGACAUAUACGUCACUGCUCACCCAGCUGCAUAAAGAUAGCCUAGAACGACCUUUUACGCUCAUCGAAGCCAAGGUUCAGCAACUGAAGGAUUAUGUGGCGAAGUGGCUUCAGUUUCAGUCGCUAUGGGACCUGGAAGCGGAAUACGUGUUCAGUCGGCUGGGAGACUCGCUAGCGCACUGGCAGCAGCUGCUGACGGAGAUCAAGAAGGCGCGCUCGACGUUCGAUACGUCCGAUACUCAGAAGAGCUUUGGGGUGUGUGUCGUUGAUUACGAGCAGGUGCAGGCGCGGGUGAACGCGAAGUAUGAUUCGUGGCAGAAGGAUAUCCUCAGUCGGUUUGGAGCGAAGCUUGGUAAUGCGAUGAAGGAGAUGCAUGCGGCGAUUCUGAAAGCGAGGAAUGAUUUGGAGCAUCAUUCGAUAGAAGGACUCGUUGGUGGCGGUGGCCCGGGGGCGAGAAGGUUCUGA